GCGACGACCAUCGUACACAGGAAUGUGGAGGUCGAGACCAGCGACUAUUAUGACCACACGUUUGCUGGUAUCAUGGUCAACAUUGAAGCCUGCAAUUUCUUGCCAGUAGACUCGCUCUACGUCUUCUCGGUGUGGGUCAGAGGCGACUUGGGUCCGAUGACCGUGUGGAGCACCCAGAAUGGAUAUCAAGGGAAAGAAGAAUCUCAAAAGGAUUGGGUCUGCCAUUACUCUAAGUUUCAUGAGCCCAGCGUCGAUCAGUUCCAGGAGAUGAGGCUGCAGGAGCCGAUCUGCCUGAAGCCAGGAGAUCGAUUUGGCCUUUACGUGCACUCGGCGUGUUACGGCGAUGAUCAGAUUGUCUACGAUAACCAGCGGCAUCACGUUUCUCAUUCUGACAACUUCCUGCGUAUCCUCCCUGGCAAAGCUCACCUGUCACACGAGCCCUUCAGUCCUACCCAUGAGAAUUUUGGAGGAUGGGGAAGACCAUGGCGAGAGAAUCGAGAGUUUGUAGGAAGG
This is a messenger RNA of Guillardia theta CCMP2712, 513 nucleotides long. RefSeq lists its product as hypothetical. The annotation marks the transcript as partial. The transcript is spliced from 7 exons. NCBI's taxonomy places the organism in Eukaryota, Cryptophyceae, Pyrenomonadales, Geminigeraceae. The record is from RefSeq and is a predicted model, not a curated record.